UCUGAGAUAAAAACCUACUGAACACCAGCUUCCACAGCAGUCGGUUAGUUUCUCUCUCUGACAACAUGUGCACUGGAAAAUGUGCCCGUUGCAUCGCUGUUACUCUGUAUCCGUUGGUGUUUCUAUCCAUCAUCUGCAACAUUAUCUUGUUCUUUCCCGGCUGGGAUGUAAAGUACGCCAAAGAUGGACAUAUUACAGAGGAGGUGAAGUACAUGGGGGGUCUCCUCGGAGGAGGGAUAUUGAUGCUGAUCCCAGCUCUGUACAUUCAACUGACUGGAGAAGAAGGCGGCUGCUGUGGAAAUCGCUGCGGGAUGUUCUUUUCCAUUGUGUUCGCUGCAAUGGGUGUGCUUGGAGCCCUGUACAGCUUCAUUGUGGCCUUGAAGGGCUUGGCCAACGGGCCCCUCUGUCGCAACGGUGCAGAAUGGACUCGACCUUUUCUAAACAGCAAUUUCACCUACGUGAAUGACUACAAGUUGUGGAGCAUGUGCCAAGAGCCAAAGAACGUGGUGCAGUUCAACAUAGGGCUGUUCGUCACUCUGCUGGCAGCCAGCAGUGUGCAGGGGUUGCUCUGCGCCAUUCAGAUGAUCAACGGCCUCUUCGGAUGCCUCUGCGGAACCUGCUUCAACAAACAGCACGCAUAAGUUCCUGAUCAGGAGGUGUUUGAUCAUUUGCAUUCAUGCCACAAGAUGGUUCUCUCUGCUGGAAGUAUGAGAGAAAUGUUCCUGCCUGUAUUUGCAUAAAACACUUCAUGCGUAUUUCCAGAUGCUUCAAGCUGUCACAAUGCAUUAUGGUAUUCUGUGAAAGGAGUACACAGUUUAAAAACAGGAUUACUCCUUUUAACAGAUUUUUUUGCAUAUUUUUGAAAUACAAUAUUAAGAAAAUUACAGAAAUAGAAUGCUAGUUUAUUUGUUUAAUGUGAAAUAACGUUAAAAGCCCGCAACUGUGAAUACCAAAAAAAAUAAAAGCCCUCAGAGA
Messenger RNA from Acanthochromis polyacanthus (spiny chromis), 975 nucleotides. RefSeq names its product transmembrane 4 L6 family member 4-like. Lineage: Eukaryota; Metazoa; Chordata; Actinopteri; Pomacentridae. Bases 66 to 641 code for a protein of 191 amino acids. Gene Ontology annotation, cellular component: membrane. The record is from RefSeq and is a predicted model, not a curated record. The transcript has 5 exons.